AUAUCCCCUUUCUUUUCUUUCCUCACUUCACUACUCUCCCUCUUCUACCUUACUUACACCAGCAACACCAUGGCUCAUUAUAAACUCUUUCUCCUCACACUGCUCUUCACGGCCACCUGCUUCAAUGCAGAGCUCAGCCACGACGCCGAAGCUUUCUCACCUCAUUACUCUCCGGCAACCUCUCCGGCGCCCCACCAUCACCACCACCCACCAGCUCUUGCACCUGUUCAACCCCCGACUCAUCACCACCACCACCAUCCUCACCCACCCACUAAACCACCGACCCACUCGCCAGCUAACCCCCCUGUUCAUCCCCCAGUAAAGCCUCCGGCACCCUCACCGGUGAAACCUCCGGUUCAUCCACCAGUAAAGCCUCCUGUGAAGCCUCCGGUGAAGCCGCCGAGCUAUCCUUUCCCAAGGCGGUUUGUAGCAGUGCAGGGUGUUGUUUACUGCAAGUCUUGCAAGUACGCCGGAGUUGAUACCCUCUUGGGAGCUUCACCGGUUUUGGGAGCGACCGUGAAGCUGCAGUGCAACAACACAAAGUACCCAAUGGAGGUUAAAGGGAAGACAGACAAGAACGGCUACUUCUUGGUGAAAGCGCCGGCGACCGUCACGAACUACGGCGCUCACCGGUGCAAGGCUUUUCUGGUGUCGGCGCCGACCACCGCCUGUAGCAAAGUUACUGAUUUACACGGCGGAGCCACCGGCGCUGUGUUGACGGAGCAGAAACCGGUUGUUCUCACUGGCCAACCCUUCGUCGUUUUCACCGUUGGUCCGUUUGCUUUCGAGCCGAAAUGCCCUCGUUGAUUGAUUAGCGAUUAAACCGGAGUUGUCGUCUUAAUCAGAUUUGAUUAAUCAGAGUUUGUGCUUAUAUUUGUGUGUGUGUUUAUUUGAGUGUGAGUGUGAAGCUGGUUAUGUAGAUUAAGCACUUAUUUGGCAUAAGUACUUUUGAACACAAUCAUUGAGAAAAAAGUGCUUUUGAGCGCA
Molecule: messenger RNA, 987 nt
Organism: Carica papaya (papaya)
Lineage: Eukaryota; Viridiplantae; Streptophyta; Magnoliopsida; Brassicales; Caricaceae
Product: non-classical arabinogalactan protein 30-like
Cellular component (GO): cell periphery
Source: RefSeq, a predicted model, not a curated record